AUGUCAGAUGCCAAAUCCCGAUUGUCGGGCCUGUUGGGCCACUUUGUCGGUUCCCAGCCAGCUCCUAAGAUCAACUUCCACACUCUCUCGCCGACAUUCUUCUUGCCCCGGGCGGCUUCAAUCGAGCCGGACGCAACGGCUGUUCAUCAUAUCACCAGGGAUGGUAAAGUGCUUCGCAGGUCGUAUAUUGAGGUUGCGGAUCGGGCACGCGGACUCGCGUACUGGAUCAAGAAGCAUGGCUACAAGAGAGUUGGGAUUCUGUGUCCUAAUACGCCGGCUUUCUUGGAGUCUAUCUUCGGUAUUGCCGCUGCGGGAGCUGUCAACAUUGCGGUGAACUACCGUCUCAAACAAGACGACAUCGCCUACAUCUUCACCCACUCCGAUGCCGAGGUAAUCAUUGCGGAUGAAGAGUAUCUUCCGCUCCUGCAAUCCUACCGAGCCGCAAAGCCCGGUGUCCCGAUUAUUGUGGACACCGACACGGAUGUGACAGCCGGUCAGAUUACCGGCCCGUUUGACUCUGCCGUCUUUGAAGGUCUGAAAUAUGAUUCGGACAAUGGCGGAAAAGGCUGGGACGCUCUUGAGAGCCAGGCCGCUAGUGAGGACGAUGUCAUUGCGCUUGCUUACACUAGUGGUACGACGGCGAGGCCUAAGGGUGUGGAGUUUACGCAUCGGGGAUGCUAUCUUGCUGCGAUGGCUAAUAUUGUUGAGUCCGGGUUGAAUUUUGAUGAGAGAAGGUGUCAUUAUUUGUGGACGUUGCCUAUGUUCCAUGCUAUGGGAUGGACCUUCCCAUGGGCGGUUACGGCAGUCCGCGGAACACACUACUGCCUGCGGAAGAUUGACUACCCCCAGAUUUGGAGGCUUUUGAAGGAGGAGCAUAUCAGCCACUUCAAUGCUGCGCCAACUGUCAACACACUUCUCUGCAACUCCGAUGAAGCCGAGAAACUCCCUGAACCAGUGCGCGUCACCGUGGCUGCCAGUCCACCGACUCCUCAUCUUUUCGAGCAGAUGACCAACCUGAACCUGCACCCGGUCCACGUCUACGGAAUGACCGAAACCUACGGUCCGAUCACCAAGGGAUACUACAUGCCCUCGUGGGAUAAACUCCCUCUCCAAGAGAAGUACAAGAAGAUGGCUCGCCAGGGUCACGGCUUCUUGACUAGUCUGCCGGUUCGAGUGAUCAAGACCGAUGUUCCCGAGGGAACCAUUACCGACGUCGAGCGUAACGGCAAUGAGAUUGGAGAGAUUGUCUUCAUUGGUAAUAUCUGUGCUCAGGGAUACUACAAGGAUCCCGAGGCGACGCGGAAGCUUUUCUUAGGUGGUGUCUUGCACUCGGGCGAUUUGGCCGUCUGGCAUGCAGACGGGGCUAUCCAGAUUCUAGAUCGGGCUAAGGAUAUCAUCAUCAGCGGCGGUGAAAACAUCUCCUCCGUAGCCCUCGAAUCCAUACUCGUCACGCACCCCGACAUCCUCGAAGCUGGCGUAGUAUCCGUCCCCGACGCUCACUGGGGCGAACGACCCAAGGCAUAUGUGACGGCUAAGCAGGGCAAGCGGUUGGACGACAAGGAUGUGAUCAGCUGGGCGCGCAACAAGAGCGAUAUUAGCAAGUUUAUGAUUCCUCGUGAGGUAGAGGUUGUGCCGGAGUUGCCUAAGACUAGUACAGGGAAGUUGAGGAAGAAUGUGCUGAGGGAUUGGGCGAAGGGUAUUAAGUCGCAGUAG
Molecule: messenger RNA, 1713 nt
Organism: Aspergillus chevalieri
Lineage: Eukaryota; Fungi; Ascomycota; Eurotiomycetes; Eurotiales; Aspergillaceae
Product: putative AMP-binding domain protein
Exons: 5
Coding region: 1-1713 (570 amino acids)
Source: RefSeq, a predicted model, not a curated record